AUGAUUACCGUAAUCUUAUGUCUAUUCUUGGUACAUUCUGUGAUUGGAUUGCAGUAUAAACUUGGUCAAAGCUGUUCAGCGGAGGAAGAAGACAGUGUUUUCUGUGGUUAUGACACUAUUUUUCAUUCAUGGUCGUGCUGUGGUGAAGCUCAAAAGUGUUGCUGGUUUUUUGAGGUAGGUUUGAUUUUAAAAUGUCUUUAUAUGUUUAAAACUGUUAUUUUAAAAUGAAGAAUAUUAUUUAGGCUUAAAAAUGGCAUUUUAAGCUUAGAAAUUUCAGUUUAAACUUAAAAAUGUCAUUUAGGCUUUAGAAUGUCAUUUUAGGCUUAACAAUGUCUUUUUAGGCAUAAAAGUGUCAAUUUUGACUUAAUAAUGUCAUUUUAAGCUUAACUUUGUAUUUUAGACUUACAACUGUAAUUUUGGCUUACAAAUAUUAUUUUAGGUUUAAAGAAAUUGCCUUAGGCUUAAAAAUGUCAUUUAAAGUUUAUAAAUGUCAUUUUGAGAUUGAUAAUGAAAUUUUUUCAGAUCUUCUUCUACGCCAUGCUCUGCACAUUGAUUCUACUGUUCCUUGGCUGCAUCGGUUGCUCCAUGAUGAACUCUUUCCAACAGAAGAUCCCAAAAGAAGACAAGUUCUUCUAUUAA
Messenger RNA from Bursaphelenchus okinawaensis, 639 nucleotides. The record is from the annotation of a GenBank genome assembly. NCBI's taxonomy places the organism in Eukaryota, Metazoa, Nematoda, Chromadorea, Rhabditida, Aphelenchoididae.